ACUAUGACAUCAAGCGAUUUGAUUGGCUGUUUGUGCUGUUUCUGAAGCGGGAGUUUUUGGAUAAUCAGUAAAAGCGUUCGUGACAUUCUUUUCCUGCAUAAGGUCACGUUUUAUCAGUUAAACUAUUCUAACAACCUUUACGCAUUUAAAUAAUCUCUACCAGAGUAUUUUGUAAACACUACGCGGACUGAGAAGUUGGUGUUAGUUAAAUCUUUAGAGCUCGAAAUUGGAUUAACGUCGUUAGUCGCCUAAUAGCAACUUCAGACGAAGGUGUCUCGUGCAUCAUCGCCCGCGAACGUCAACUUAAUCCGAGCUCGCGCUUCCCUCUUCCAACGAUCAACAGGAGGUUUCUACCUCAGGAAUAGCAUGAUCCCUUAAACCCGUAUUAAACGCCGUAACUUUAGUAGAAGUACUUUUAUCUUCGCCCGGACAUGGAAAAUUACCACCACUCGCGACAUGAAGGCUCCAGUCAUGGAAGGGAGAAUAAAAUACAUCGAAAAAAAGGACUCGGAGCAGGAAUGUAUUCGCACGGUGGCGAUGACGUGGAGAAAAAGCCUAAAUUUCACUUAAACAUCAGAACACUUACUGAUGAUGUGUUGGACAGGUUUGCCAGUAUCCGGAUCCCCGGUAGUAAAAAGGAACGACCACACCUCUCUUAUAUGGCCAAGCAGUCUUCUUCUGGUGACUGGUCCACCCCUUCUGAAUUUGAGGAGCUCUCUUCAAAGAUCACAUCUGAAAAGGAAAUCCUUGCCCUGUUUGAGAAAAUGAUGGAAGAUAUGAAUCUUAAUGAGGAGAAGAAAGCGCCACUCCGGGAGAAAGACUUGAGCACAAAAAGGGAAAUGGUCCUUCAGUACAUCAUCACAGCUGCGAAAACCGGUAGCCUGAGAAGCAGCAGUCAGAUCUCUCCUCAAGAGUUUCUGAGUGAGCUGAAAAGCGGAGCCACCGACGAGAGACUUUUCGCCUGCUUGGAUUCACUCCGAGUAUCUCUCACCAGUAAUCCAGUCAGCUGGGUGCAGAGUUUUGGCCAUGAGGGCCUGGGCCUCCUGCUGGAUACACUGGAGAGGCUCCUGCUCAAAAAACACCAAGAAAAGGUGGAUAAGAAGAGUCAGCACAAAGUCAUUCAGUGCCUCAAGGCUUUUAUGAACAACAAGUAUGGACUUGAGCGGAUCCUUGGAGAGGAGAACAGUCUAGCACUUUUGGCCCAAGCUAUUGACCCUUGUCAACCGGCCAUGAUGACGGAUGUUGUCAAACUGCUCUCUGCGAUCUGUAUUGUGGGAGAAGAGAACACUUUGGAGAAAGUCCUUGAAGCCAUCACCACGGCAACAGAGAGAAAAGGGGUUGCCCGCUUCAGCCCUAUCGUUCAAGGCCUUAGCGAUCGCUCGGUCCAGUUACAGGUGGCCUGUAUGCAGCUCAUCAAUGCCCUCGUAACAUCUCCUGAUGAGUUGGACUUGAGGCUUCACAUCCGAAAUGAAUUUAUGCGCUGCGGCCUGCGAGAGAUCCUGCCGAACUUAAACACGGUCAGAAAUGAGGCUUUGGAUAUCCAGCUCAAGGUCUUCGAGGAGCACAAGGAGGAGGACAUGAUUGAGUUCUCCCAUCGCCUGGAGGACAUCAGAAGUGAACUGGAUGAUAUCGGGGAUGUAUUCAAUGUUUUAUUCUCCUCUGUGAAGGACACUAAUGCAGAGAAUCAUUUCCUUUCUAUACUGCAACAUCUGCUGCUGAUCAGGAAUGAUUAUUUCACACGGCCUCAGUAUUUUAAGAUCAUAGAUGAGUGUGUCUCACAAAUCGUUCUACAUCGUAGUGGCACUGAUCCUGAUUUCGAAUACCGGAAACGUCUGGAUGUGGAUUUCAGUCACUUGUUAGAGUUGUGCGUGGAUAAAGCCAGGGCAGAAGAAUUUGAGCAGAGGGCUUCUGAGUUAGCCCAGAAGUUUGACGAGGAGUUCCUGGGCAGACAGGAAGCUCAGGCUCAACUGUUAAAGAGAGAAGAAAAGAUCAAUGAACUUGAGGCUGAACUUCAGGCCUAUAGAAACCAGUUUGGUGCAGUAUCAGCGCAGUCUAUCCAGGCCUUGUCUUCAUCUGCCUCAUCUUCAUUUCCACCCGCUCCACCUCCUCCACCCCCCCUUUCUGGCGCUCCAGUUCCCCCACCUCCUCCACCUCCACCGCCACCUCUUCCUGGCUGUGCUUCCAUGCCCGGAAUACCUCCACCCCCUCCUCCACCGGGUCUGCUUGGGAUGGCAUUCGCCUCAAUGCCGGACACGCUGCCUUUUGGUCUGAAGCCCAAGAAGGAAUUCAAGCCUGAAACUUCCAUGAAGCGCCUCAACUGGUCCAAGAUCUCACCCCAGGAGAUGUCCGAGAGCUGUUUUUGGGUCAUCGUCAAUGAAGGUCGCUACGAGAACGAUGAGCUGCUCAACAGACUCGCUGUCACCUUCAGCACACAGAGAGCCGCACGAAAAGAAGAGGAGGACCUGGAGGAGAAGAAAUCCAUCAAAAAGAGAGUGAAAGAGCUGAAAGUGCUGGACCCAAAGAUAGCGCAGAACCUCUCUAUCUUUUUGGGGUCGUUUCGUAUGCCCUAUGAGGAGAUCAGGAGAAUGAUAUUAGAGGUGGAUGAGGAUCAGCUGACUGAGCCCAUGAUCCAGAACCUUGUGAAGCACCUGCCAGAACAAGAGCAGCUAAACGCACUGGUCAAGUAUAAGAGCGACUAUGCCAACCUUUCUGAACCCGAGCAGUUCGGAGUUGUUAUGAGCAGUGUAAAGCGUCUAAAACCCAGACUGAACUCCAUCCUGUUUAAGCUGCAGUUUGAGGAGCAGGUGAAUAACUUGCGUCCAGACAUAAUGGCAGUGAAUGCUGCCUGUGACGAGAUGAGGAAGAGCAAAGCCUUCAGCAGACUGCUGGAACUCGUUCUGCUCAUGGGGAACUUCAUGAACGCCGGCUCACGGAACGCCCAGUCUUUCGGCUUCAACCUUAGCUCACUCUGCAAGCUGAAGGACACUAAAUCAGCUGAUCAGAAGUCCACUCUGCUGCACUUCCUGGCGGAGAUCUGUGAGGAAAGAUAUCCUGAAGUGCUAAAGUUUGUUGACGAUCUACAGCAUGUUGAUCGGGCCAGUCGAGUAUCAGCAGAAAACCUCGAGAAGAGUUUAAGACAGAUGGAGAUACAGCUGCUGCAGUUGGAGAAGGAUCUGGAAACGUUCGGCUCUACAGAUGACCAGCAGGACCUGUUCUACAGCAAGAUGGCAAGUUUCUCCACACAUGCAAGAGAUCAGUACCAGAAGCUGGUGAUCAUGAAUAGGAACAUGGUGACUCUCUAUCUCAACAUGCUGGAGUAUUUUGCCAUCGACUCCAAGAAGACCUCAGUGGAGGAACUCUUUACUGAUCUGAGCAACUUCAGAGCCAUGUUCACGCAAGCAGUAAAGGAGAAUGGAAGGAUAAGAGAGGCGGAGGAGAAGCAAAGAAAAGCAAGGGCAGCCAAAGAGAAGGCCGAACGAGAGAAACGGGAGCGGCAGAUGAAGAAGAAGAGAUUGCUGGAGGUCAACACAGAGAACGAUGAGACCGGCGUGAUGGAUUGUCUGCUAGAGGCGCUACAGUCCGGAGCCGCUUUCAGGGACCGCCGGAAAAGAGCACCCAGACCCCGAGAUGAACCAACUCAACGGCUCAGCAUGAGUCCACAAAGACCCGUACUGAAAGACUGCAACCACGAAAACAUGAAAGCACCUCUGCAAAGGUCACGGUCGCGGCAGAAUAUCAAUUUCAGCUCGACACGAGCACCCACUGCCAAGGAGCCUCAUUACGAGAGCGAAGCCCAUUCGUCUACAGCCCACAGAGCGACCCACCGGCCCGACAGGGAGAGAGAGAAAGACAAAGAGAAAGCAAGAGAACGAGAGAAGGAAAAAGAGCAAACUCCGCCGCUUUGUUCCUCCAACGGUGACACGGACGUGGAGGCUUUGCUCGCUCGCCUGCGUGCCCUCUGAUGACAUCACCAACACAUCUACCGCCGGCCCUGCAGACCACUCACAUUGACCUCUGUAGUCACAAUGGCCAUUUCCAGACAAAACGAAUCAGACGGGCGGUUACAGUCACCUUUUGCUAAUAAAUGCUUUUUGUUGCACACACACAAAUAAGAAAAGUCUUAACAAUUAACCUUUAUUACUGGCUUCCUCUGACCUUUUACCUCCAACAACAAACUUGUAGUCCACAGAAGUCAUUGUGUGCUGGUCUGGUUCUGAAGCUUUAGUCAUCACUGUCUUUUAUUAAGCACCUAAUUACUGGACAGUUUAAAUUGACCUUUGGGCCGAGCACUUUUCUCUUUUUUUAAUGUAAUAACCAAAGCAAUUAUUACUCUUUAAACUCUCAUGCUUUCUGCUUUCAUAUACAAUAUUUUAACAUUACAGCAGCGCAUAACUAUACCUUUAAAGGGAUAGUUUACCCAAAAAUGAAAAUAAUGUCAUUAAUGCCUCACCAAACUCGUAAGACCUCCGUUCAUCUUAAGAACACAGUUUAAGAUGUUUUAGAUUUAGUCAGAGAGCUUGAUGACCCUUCAUUGAAAAUCUAUGUACGGUAUACUGUCCAUGUCCAGAAAGGUAAUAAAAACAUCAUCAAAGUAGUCCAUGUGACAUCAGUGGGUCAGUUAAAAUGUGUCCAAAAUACAUUUUAGUCCAAAAAUAACAAAAAUUACCACUUUAUUCAGCAUUGUCUUCUCUUCCGUGACUGCAGUGACGCGGCUGACGUGUUAUCUGGUGCGCCCCAGCUGUUUUUUUUGUGCGCUAGUGCUUCUUUUACAGUCUGAGGGAGACGCACGCUGUAAGUUUGAAAAAAAAACUUUGUAAACAUGUCUGAGGAUAACACGUCAUCCGUGUCACUGGAUUCACAUGACUUUAUUCUCGUGCAUGCGCUUCACAACAGACACGGAAGAGAAGACAAUGCUGAAUAAAGUCGUAUUCUUGGAUGCUUCAACACAUUCUAACUGACCCACUGAUGUCACAUGUACUACUUUGAUGAUGUUUUUAUUACCUUUCUGGACAUGGACAGUAUACCGUACAUAGAUUUUCAAUGAAGGGUCAACAAGCUCUUGGACUAAAUAUAAAACAUCUUAAACUGUGUUCUGAAGAUGAACGGAGGUCUUAUGAGUUUGGAACGACAUGAAGGUGAGUCAUUAAUGACGUUAUUUUCAUUUUUGGGUGAACUAUCCCUUUAAAAUCUGCAUUUGUAAAUGUUUGCUAUAAAAUUAUUUCUAUGACCUAUGUUUGUAUUCAUGUGAAUGUAAGUUUUAUUAUGCAUGAAAAUCUUUAUACUUAAAAAAAACAAGACAAGCGUAUACCUAUAUAUAUAUAUAUAUAUUUCUAUGUUGUUUUUGUCACCUUGCAAGAGAUGGUACUAUGCAAAGCUGAAGAAAUAUCCCUGAGUGUCAUAAAUGUUUGUAUAACUCAGAGGAGCUGACUGAUAUAAUGCACACUCCUACUCGGCAAUCUGCUGUUCUGAUUCGUGCUGAAUAGCGUUUUUUUUCUUUCGUAUUGUCAGACAUUCAAUUGUUUUCGUUUUGCAUAUGUUUGUCUGUUUCGUUUGUCUCUCGAUUGUGUUUUUUUUUUUUACAAGUAAUUGGCAGGUUUUCACAUUCCUCCUCAUGAUGUUUUGUGUUCUGCUGUCGCUGAUGUGAUUUUCCUCUUUACUGCUCUCAAUCAGGCGUGACAUCAGAAUGAGAUUACCUAUGAAAUCACAUCUCGUUCUCUUUUUCGCUUUCUAUCCUUGGACUCGAUGCACUCGCGUCACCUCUCUUGAUUCUUUGAAACUGCAUUCCUGUUAUUGCACAGACAUUAUUGAGGUGAAAUCUUUUCGGUGAAAUGUUUCGAAUAAAAUAAGUGAAAGAACCGA
Messenger RNA from Misgurnus anguillicaudatus (oriental weatherfish), 5859 nucleotides. Lineage: Eukaryota; Metazoa; Chordata; Actinopteri; Cypriniformes; Cobitidae. The record is from RefSeq and is a predicted model, not a curated record.